Messenger RNA from Microplitis mediator, 1225 nucleotides. RefSeq lists its product as uncharacterized. NCBI's taxonomy places the organism in Eukaryota, Metazoa, Arthropoda, Insecta, Hymenoptera, Braconidae. The record is from RefSeq and is a predicted model, not a curated record. The coding region runs from base 87 to 1109 and encodes 340 amino acids. The transcript is spliced from 5 exons.
AGUUCUCAUGCAGUAUAUUCCGGUUACUCGAUAUUCGGAGGCUGUAACUAAGUAACAUCUUACUUAUUUACUAUUCAGACAUAAAAAUGUGGAAAUUAGUGUCGUUAUUUUUGUUUGUUUUACUAACAACGUCAAGUUCUUUGCCACUUGAUUCAAACACUGAAGUAUCAACGGAAAAAAAUGAUGAAUUACCAACACUGGCAACAGAAUUACAACCACCGCGUCUAGAUGCUGAAGUAUCUAGUUUUUCGGCUAAAAUAGUCGAUCAAAGUAAUCCAACACUUUCAACAGAACUUGACCCGCCGAGAGAAGAUGCGGAAAUAGGAGAUUUCGGUGUUGAUAUGGUUGUUGCUGAACCAACUAUUCCAACGGAAUUACAACCGCCGAACAAAGAAAACGAACCCUUCCAUAAAUUGGGAGCUGUUUUUAUUAUAAACCUUUUCGCUAUAAAAAAUGCAACGACAAGCGAAGAAACCAAUGAAAUUCUGACCGACGAAUUCGCUGAACAAAACCCUUCAUUGCUGGAACCGAUAGCAACAGUUUUGCUGGUCCUUGAAGAAGAUGAUGAAGAAACACCAGUGAGUUUAGACGAACUGGCGAAAGAUUUGGAGGAAGAAGGAUUCAAAGUUGAGAAGAUCGGUGAUGGGGAAACUAAAUUGAUAAAGAUCGACAUUGAUGGGCCGAUAGAUGAUGGUGACGUAGAUUUGAUCAAACCCGGGAAAUUUAACAAGGUACGAAGACGCCGUACUCUAGGUCACGGGGGACUUCUUAGCAAAUUGUUGAACAAACAUAGUGGUGGUGACAGUUGUCAAGUUUGCAAUGGUGGUGGAGGUGGUUAUCCUCAAAAUACAGGUACCGUAGGAGUGAUCCCUAUUUAUGUGGUACAACAGCCACAGUAUCAACAACCUCAGCAGCAUUAUCAACCACCACCGCAGCAUCAUUAUCAACCACCACCGCAGCAUCAUUAUCAACCACCACCUCAGCAACAUUAUCAGCCGCAGCCGCAGCCGCAUUAUCAACAGCCGAGUGGUGGCUGCAACACAUGUGGUGGCGGAAAUCAUGGGUCAUACAGUCAGGCAUCAGCGCAGUCAUCGUCUAACAGUUGGUGAAAAAAUUUAUAAAGAUUCAUACUGAUAAAUUACAUUACUUAAUUUUACUAGCUAUUGCAUAAUAAAAACAAACUGUAAAUUUUUAUCUUUGAAUAAAAAAAUAAUUAUAAAAUGAA